Molecule: messenger RNA, 737 nt
Organism: Paramuricea clavata
Lineage: Eukaryota; Metazoa; Cnidaria; Anthozoa; Malacalcyonacea; Plexauridae
Source: the annotation of a GenBank genome assembly
AUGUGGUUUAUUUGUGCGAAGUCUGCUUACCCAUAUCUUGCUGGUUCCCCAGAUGGCAUAUUUACUUGCCGUUGUUGUCCCCCAUCUACCAUUGAGAUAAAAUGCCCAUAUUCAGUUAGGGACAGUGAUAUUUUUGCAAAGGAUGUUCACAAGAAGGUUGAUUUUUUGGAACUAGGUGAGUUGGUGUUGAAAAGAUCACACAAAUACCAUUCACAGGUUCAAGGACAAAUGUGGAUAUGUAGUGUGCAACAAUGUUAUUCAUUGUGUGGACUCAGGUAAACAAACCUCUGUAUGAAAAAAUAUACUUUGAUCAGAUAUACUUCGAGACACUUGUAAAUAAUUUAACUAUAUUUUACAAAACAUAUGUUUUGCCAUAUUUAUUAUGUUUUAGGGAACUGCGAGAGUGUCCACAUUGUGAGAAAGUUAUCUUACAUGAAUCCAAAAUCAACAAUCCGGAACAGGAAUGCAACAUUUCUUGUUGCAGUUGCAACACAUGCUGGCAUCUCUCAUGUGCCCAGCUAACAAAAAGAACUGCCGACUUGUUCAGCUCAUGGACAUGCUUUAAUUGCCUUUCUGAUGCAUGUGGUUUGAAUGGUGACAACUUUGAUGAAGUUGAUACCAACAGCGAAAAGAGCAUCGAUGAUGAAAAAAGCAUUGAUGAUGUUGGUGCAAGUACCAGUGCUGCAUCAGAGAAAUCAGUCAUUCCUUUUAUUAAUAUUAAUGUUCUGUUUGUUUAG